This is a messenger RNA of Cylindrotheca closterium, 1959 nucleotides long. NCBI's taxonomy places the organism in Eukaryota, Bacillariophyta, Bacillariophyceae, Bacillariales, Bacillariaceae. The record is from the annotation of a GenBank genome assembly.
AUGUCGUUGAGUCUGUCUUCAAUGACUCUAAAAACAGCGCAGUUGAAGGCAGUCUACCGCAUGCUUUCCUUCAAUGAAGAUGCCGAUUCGUUCGACGAUGACUUUUCAUUGCCCCCUGCCGGUUCCUCUCACAAUCAAUGGAAAAUCCUGAUCUAUGAUGCUGCUUGCCGAUCAAUCAUUUCUCCAUUGCUCAGUGUCAGUCAACUCCGGCGCAGAGGUGUGACACUUCAUUUAUCGUUAAAUUCGGAACGGGAACCAAUUCCUGAUGUACCUGCAAUUUACUUCUGUACACCAAACAAAGAGAACCUAGCUAUUAUUGCCAAGGACUGUGCAAAUGGACUCUAUGGUAAAGCUCAUCUCAAUUUUGUUACGAAACUAGAGCGUCCAUUGAUGGAAGAAUUCGCAAAGUUGGUAGUUCAAACAGGGUCACUUGACAAAGUUGCUGGAGUUCACGAUCAAUAUCUUGAUUUUGUGUGUCUAGAACAACAACUCUUUUCAUUGGGAAAGGAGGACUCUUAUGUUGUUUAUAACGGAUCUGGGGCCAAUGAGCAAAUGAUCGAAACAGCCAUGACAGAAAUUGCCUACGGCCUCUUCAGCGUCGUUGCAACCGUUGGAAAGGUACCGAUCAUUCGAUGCCCAAAGGGGGGAGCUCCUGAAAUGGUCGCCCGAAAACUGAAUAAAAUGAUUGCUGAACACCCAACUCUUCUUCGCAACAAGUCGAGUCUGCAUCGACCACUAUUGGUAAUUCUCGACCGUAAUGCUGACUUGAUCACACCUAUCCAACAUACAUCAACGUACCAAGCUUUGAUUAACGAUAUGCUGAAGCACAACGCAAAUCGUGUAGAAUUUGACGUUACCAUUGAUUCCGGAAAGCGACCAAAGAUUGAGAAGAAAAAGUUCGACUUGGAUCCGGACGAAGACCCUUUCUACAGGCAACACAAAUUCAAUCCGUUCCCAGAGGCAAUUGAGAGUAAUGGUGUCGAAUUGCAGGAAGUGACUGUCAAGGAACAGAGCAUUCGUUCAAAGGCUGCUGGCAAAGAGACAGCAGUUGAUCCCAUGGCUUCCUCCGCCACUGAUUUGGCGACAGCAGUCGAUUCCCUUCCAGCAUUGUUGGAGCGAAAGAAACAACUCGAAGUCCAUACCAGUAUUUUGCAAGCCGUGAUGAACCAAGUUGCUGCACGCGAUGUCCCGCAAUUUUUUGAACUGGAGACCUCAUUAGCGACAGGAUCCUACAAAAACGACCUUUCGAGAGCAAAAGGAGACGUGCUCCAAUUGGCUGCGGAUCCAUCAAAAGGAAAUGUGGAAGAUAAGAUCCGCCUAGUUGUGGUUUAUGUCUUGACAACGAAUGCAAAGACCAGCGAGGUUGACGAAGUGGCAGCGGCGGUUCAACAAGCUAUGGAAGGGAAGGACGACAAGGGCAAACCACUAUUGGACAAGGCUGGUAGAGAAAAGCUUGACAAGGGCAUGAAGGCAAUUGGAUACCUAAAACAACUUCGUUCCAUGCACAUGUUGCCGCUUUCAUCUACCUUGCAAGAAAUCGAUGCUGGGGGCACCCAAAGCCAGUCCGACAUGCUUUCGAGUUUCAUGGCCAAGGCGACAACUCAAGCAUCCGGUUUGCUGGCAAAAGCCACCGACAAGGUCACGUCCAUGUUGGGAAAAACACACAAACACUACGCAACAACUGUUGUCGAAAAUCUGUGCGAAAUGGUUCCUAGUUCAGAAGAUGACGACUAUUUGUAUUUGGAUCCACGUGUUCGGGGCGACGUCGAUGUUGGAAAGCUUCGAAUGAUGAACCGAGCACCAAUCCGCGAAGUUACAGCAUUUGUUAUCGGAGGAGGAUGCUACGCCGAAUACCAGAACUUGCAAAUGGUAGCCAAUGAGAGGCGCACUGUUAGCUAUGGAAGCACAGAGCUUGUAGAUGCCGACCAAUUCCUAUCACAAUUGGGCCAACUAGGAUGA